UAGCUGAAAUAGGUUUUCUACUAUUAAAUAGCAGUAGAAUUGCUUGAGAGGGAGCUUUUCAACUUCGAGCGCUGAUCAUUUGGCGAGUUCCAACUUUGUUUGAGUUGCGUUUUGCAUCUGAUUCUGGGAGGGGCACAACUUUGUAGCCUCCUCCGGUUGUUGUGCGUCAAUCAGCAACUUGCUCCUUUUCUCGCCCUUCCUUUUGAAAUUGGCCACAUAUCUGCCCUUGACAAAAGGACAGCUGCUUUCUAAUGGCGGGGGGUAAGGAGCUGGAAAUGCAGCUCGAGAGGGAAGCAAAGGCGUUCCAGACCAUACAGAAAGAGAUUCAGAAGAACCACCAGCUACGGCAGCAGUUCAAAACACAACUUGGCGAGAACGAGCUGGUCAAAACGGAGCUUGACAUUCUGGACGACGAGUCCAAUGUGUACAAGCUGAUAGGGCCGGUCCUGGUCAAGCAAGACCUAGUGGAAGCGAAAGCAAACGUCGACAAGAGGAUAGAGUACAUCAGCGGAGAGACGAAGCGGCUAGAUGGGGCGUUGAAGGACUUGGAAAGGAAAGCCAGUGAAAAGCGGCAAGAGGUGAUGAAGAUGCAACAACGUCUGCAAGAUCUUCGAAGUCAGGCUGCAAAAUGAUAAGUAACCCUUUACAAAUCCUAACUCGGAAGAGCAGUGUUCCUUAUGCGAAACGUGUGUCUUUUAAAGCCGGCACAAUUAGUCCCGGGUCAGACAUGCAUGCGUGUGAGGCAAAGAGACCAAGAUUACCUUCCAUGAUAAAUUACAGAACAGGCUGACCAUUUGGGUCGGAGCACUCUCUGAGCCACACCUUAGCAUGUUUGAGGUUGAAUGCGUACAGCGAUGUGAACUGUUCAAGUUGGUCGAGCAGUCUGUAACGAAC
Messenger RNA from Klebsormidium nitens, 894 nucleotides. The record is from the annotation of a GenBank genome assembly. Lineage: Eukaryota; Viridiplantae; Streptophyta; Klebsormidiophyceae; Klebsormidiales; Klebsormidiaceae.